This is a messenger RNA of Sphaerodactylus townsendi, 618 nucleotides long. Its product is annotated as 1-phosphatidylinositol 4,5-bisphosphate phosphodiesterase gamma-1-like. Gene Ontology annotation, molecular function: phosphatidylinositol-4,5-bisphosphate phospholipase C activity. Gene Ontology annotation, biological process: positive regulation of epithelial cell migration; phosphatidylinositol-mediated signaling; lipid metabolic process. The transcript is spliced from 8 exons. The record is from RefSeq and is a predicted model, not a curated record. The coding region runs from base 1 to 618 and encodes 205 amino acids. NCBI's taxonomy places the organism in Eukaryota, Metazoa, Chordata, Lepidosauria, Squamata, Sphaerodactylidae.
AUGACUGUCACCCCCAAGGAUCUGAAGGCCCUCUUGCCACAGGCCAACUAUCGGGUGCCGAACAUGAGAUUUCUGCGGGACAAACUUCUGGAGGUGGAAGUAAGGACCGAAAUGACCUUCAACCACUUUGUGCAUUUCUACAAAAACCUGAUGUUUGAUGCCCAGAAAUCGAUCAUCGAACAGCUCGACCUGUCUUUCCCCCUGCGAAACGUGGACCGACCAGAGCUCUGUCAGAUCACCUUAUAUGAUUUCCAGAAGUUCCUUCAGUACGACCAGAAGGAGCCCUGGGCCAGUGACGUCGGCCAAGUCCGGGAGUUCAUGUGCAGCUACCUACAGAAUCCCUUCAGUGACAUGACUGAACCUUUCUUCCAACUGGAUGAGUUCCUGACAUUCCUCUUCUCCAAAGAAAACAUGGUCAUGGACUCCAAAUACGAGCGGGUGGUGCCGGAUGAAAUGAAUUACCCCUUAUCUCAGUAUUGGAUCUCAUCCUCCCAUAACACCGCCCCCUUGGUGCUAUGUUACUGGGUGAGCACCCACGUGGGGCAGGUCUGCGCUAGCUCCCGAGAUGGGUCCAACCCCCUCCCCCCAGACUGGGCUGCCCACCGUGUUGUACAUUAA